This is a messenger RNA of Cryptococcus wingfieldii CBS 7118, 297 nucleotides long. RefSeq names its product NADH dehydrogenase (ubiquinone) 1 alpha subcomplex 2. The transcript has 3 exons. Lineage: Eukaryota; Fungi; Basidiomycota; Tremellomycetes; Tremellales; Cryptococcaceae. The record is from RefSeq and is a predicted model, not a curated record. The coding region runs from base 1 to 297 and encodes 98 amino acids.
AUGUCCAACUUUGCCAAGCAGAUCCCCAAGGCCGUCAGAGAAAUCAGGUUGCAGUUCUGCCAGUCUUCUGCUGCGUCGGCUGGUGUCCGUCAAUUUGUUCAAUCAUCAUACCCCGCUGUGAAGGCUUCCAAUCCUGACCUCAAGUUCCUUAUUCGUGAAGCUAGCAACGUCUCGCCUCGCGCCUUUGUCCGAUUCGAGAGAGGAGUCGAAUCAGAAGCCCAGCUCGCCAACUUGUCGGAUGCGGAGGUCGGCAAGGUGCUUUCGACUUUGGUGAACCAACAAACGGGCAAGCUCUGA